Messenger RNA from Spea bombifrons (plains spadefoot toad), 2976 nucleotides. RefSeq names its product major vault protein (gene MVP). The record is from RefSeq and is a predicted model, not a curated record. Gene Ontology annotation, cellular component: cytoplasm; nucleus. The transcript is spliced from 16 exons. Lineage: Eukaryota; Metazoa; Chordata; Amphibia; Anura; Pelobatidae. The coding region runs from base 44 to 2593 and encodes 849 amino acids.
AUACUCGUCUGUUUUUUCUCCCCAGUUUCCUGAGCCCCUCAAGAUGAGUGAAGAAUCGAUCAUCCGGAUCCCCCCCUAUCACUACAUACAUGUUCUGGACCAGAACAGUAACAUCUCCCGCGUGGAGACCGGACCCAAGACCUACAUCCGGCAGGACAAUGAGAGGGUUCUCUUCCAGCCCCAGCGCAUGGUCAUGGUGCCGCCGCGGCAUUACUGCGUGAUCCAGAACCCGGUGCUGCGGGACGGAGGGCGCAGCGUGCAGUUCGAUGACGUGGGGCAGGCGAAGCUGCGUCACGGCGACCAGGAGAUCCGACUGACGCAGGACCCGUUCCCUCUGUACCCCGGGGAGGAGCUGCAGCAGAGAAUCACUCCACUCACCGUGGUCCUCGCUAACACCGCUUUGCAUCUGAAAGCUCUGCUGGACCUGGAAGACGACGACGAGAAGUUUGUGGCCGGGGACGAGUGGCUGUUUGAAGGACCAGGUACCUACAUCCCCAGGAAGGAGGUGGAAGUGGUUCAGACUAUACAAGCGACUGUGAUCCGGCAUAACCAGGCCAUCCGACUGCGCGCCCGCAAGGAGUGUCAGGACCGCGAGGGCCGGGACAGGGUCACCGGUGAGGAGUGGUUGGUGAGGAAAGUUGGCGCCUACCUUCCCGGGGUAUUCGAGGAGGUGGUGGAUAUCGUCGAUGCCUUCGUGCUGACGGACAAGAGAGCUCUUCACAUCCGAGCCACCAAGACGUUCCGCGAUGAGAAGCAGAACCUUCGCCGCACGGGGGAAGAGUGGCUGGUCACCAUGGAGGACGCCGAAGCCUACAUCCCCAAUGUGUACGAGGAGGUGCUGGGGGUCGUCGACAUCACGACGUUGAACAGCCGCCAGUACUGCGUCAUCCUGGACCCCGUGGGACCUGAUGGGAAGCCACAGCUGGGCCAAAAGAAAGUUGUGAAGGGGGAGAAGUCCUUCUUCCUGCAGCCGGGUGAGAGUUUGGAGUGUGGGAUCCAAGACGUGUUCAUACUCUCCGAGGAAGAAGGUCUGGUUCUGCGGGCUCUGCAGGUCCUGGAGGAUACGGAUGAGGACGGGAAUGAGGUGGAGCGCAAACCCGGAGAUCGCUGGAUGAUCCGCGGACCCAUCGAGUACGUGCCCCCCGUGGAGGUGGAAGUGGUGGUGAGACGCGAGUCUAUACCCCUGGAUGAGAACGAGGGGAUAUACGUGCGAGACAUCAAGACCGGGAAGGUGCGUGCCGUGGUGGGACACACGUACAUGCUCACCCAGGACGAGGAGCUGUGGGAGAAGGAGCUUCCGUCCAACGUGGAGACCCUGCUGGCCUCCGGCAAGGACCCGGUAGCUGACCGGUCCGCGCGGCAGAUGCAGAUGUCAGAAGCAGAGCCCAGGGACAAGACCCGGGCCGUCACCUACCGCGUCCCUCACAAUGCGGCCGUGCAGGUCUAUGACUAUCGGGAGAAGAGGGCCCGGGUGGUCUUUGGCCCCGAGUUGGUGAUCCUUGGCCCCGACGAGCAGUUCACAGUCCUGAGCCUUUCUGGAGGGACCCCCAAACGCUCUAACGUCAUCAAAGCCAUCUGCCUUCUCCUGGGUCCGGACUUCUGCACGGACCUCAUCAACAUCGAGACCGCAGACCACGCUCGGCUGCAGAUUCAGUUGUCCUACAACUGGCAUUUUGACAUCGUCGAUAAGACUAACGCGGCCGAGGCUUCCAAGAUCUUCAGUGUCCCGGACUUCGUGGGCGAUGCGUGCAAGGCGAUCGCGUCGAAGAUCAGGGGCGCUGUCGCAUCGGUGCAGUUCGAUGACUUCCAUAAGAACUCCAAUCGGAUCAUCUGCUCGGCCGUCUUCGGGUUUGACGAGUCCUUGAAGAUUCGAAGCUCCUUCAAGUUCCCCCAGAAUAACCUGGUUAUAACCAGCGUGGACAUUCAGUCGGUGGAACCCGUGGAUCAGAGAACGCGCGAUGCUCUGCAGAAGAGCGUCCAGCUGGCCAUUGAAAUAACCACCAACUCGCAGGAGGCCACAGCCAGGCACGAGGCCGAGCGAUUGGAGCAGGAGGCUAAGGGCCGUCUGGAGAGGCAGCGAAUCACAGACCAGGCGGAGGCCGAGAAGGCUCGCAAGGAACUGCUGGAGUUGGAGGCUCUCAGCACCGUGGUGGAGAGCACCGGAGCUGCGAAGGCCGAGGCGCAGUCUAAGGCCGAGGCGGCCAAGAUCGAGGGAGAGGGAGCCGUCCUGCAAGCCAAGCUCCGUGCCGAGGCCCUGGCCAUUGAAACGGAGGCCGAGUUGGCGCGGCUGCGGCAGGCGAGGAGCGAAGAGCUUCGCUACACUCAGGACAAGAACAAGCUGGAGGUGGAGAAGGCGCAGCAGCUGACGGAGCUGGAGAUCCGCAAGUUCCGCGAGAUGACGGAAGCCAUCGGGACGUCCACCUUGAGGGACAUCGCGCUGGCUGGACCUGAGCUGCAGGUGAAGCUGCUGCAGGGUUUGGGAAUCCAGUCCACGCUGAUCACGGAUGGAGCGUCUCCUAUUAACCUCUUCAGUACAGCGCACGGGCUGCUCGGCCUCACCUCCAAACCUAUAACGGGGAAGGAGUCUGAGUGAUACUCGCUGCCGCUCUCCUGCCGCUCAGGAACGGGGUCUCCGGGGACUGCGACGUACCCCACGAAUGUCAAAGAAAUCCUUCCUGUGCGUCACUUUGUACCCCCAGCCCUUUUAACCCCUUCUGUGUCUCACCGCAGCCUGCCCUGCGGUGUCCUCUGACGCGUUAACCCCUUCCUACCUGACCGGCCGCGGCCCGCGCACUGUAACGUUACUCCAAUAUUUGCACUUUCUGGGUAUUUGAUUUGUACUCGCUGUAAAUGCUGUUUUAUACCCCGUGCCUUACUUUACCUGCCCCCAAUAGGGGGUCGGGGGCCGCAACCCCGGUGCUGCCUGCGGGGGUCUCACACCAGGGUGACAAUCACAAUAAAUCUUCUCUCUCUCUC